AUGAUUGGAUUCAGAAAACUUAAAGUUGACCACAAGAGUACAAUAAAAGCAAUUUACACGGGUUCUGAAUUUCUGGAGAGUGUUUUUGCUGGUGUUGAAGUUGGUAUAGUGUUUCUAGCUACAAAAGAGUACACGGAUGCGGCAUGGGACUUUGUGAAAAUGGUAGAAAGAAAUUAUGGUUUUCCAAAUAAAAUUAUCUGUCCUUGUAAGAAGUGUCGAAAAUUAAAUCAUCAUUGUGUUGAUGAUGUUUUUGAGCACUUAGUUAUAACCGGAAUGGAUCCAACUUAUCGUAUUUGGGUUCACCAUGGAGAGCAACCCAUUGAUACUCAAGUUGACGAAGUUUCGAAUGAUAUGGAUGCAUUUGAUUUAUACACGACUGCUGCCAUGGAUGAUGUGGACAAUAAUAUAGGUUGUGGAGGUGGUGAAGAUGAUGAAUUUGUUAACGAAGAUCUUCAAAAGAAGUUGGAGGAUGCGGAAACUCCUUUAUAUGAAGGGAGUGAGAAAUACACAAAACUUUCAUCAAUUGUAGCUUUAUAUAGGUUGAAAAAUCUGAAUGGUUGGACAGACAAAAUUUUUACAAUGCUUUUAGAACUCCUUUGUGAUAUGUUUCCCAAAAACAAUGUACUUCCUGAUUCCAUGUACUCAGUUAGGAAAUUUUUGAGAAAUUUCGAUUUGAAAUAUGAAAAGAUUGAUGCUUGUAUUAAUGAUUGUUGCUUAUUUAGAAAGGAGAAGGCUAAAAUGGAUGUUUGUCCUAAGUGUAGUGUUUGUAGAUGGAAAGUUGAUAAACCCACAAAGAAUGUUAAAGUUGGUGAGGCUGCCAAAGUUUUGAGGUAUUUUCCGAUAAUACCCCGAUUGAAAAGAUUGUUUAGAUCAAAAGAAAUGGCUGAAAACUUAAGGUGGCAUUUCACUCAUAAAAGUUUUGAUGGGAAGAUGCGACAUCCAGUGGAUACACCUGCUUGGGAUUCUAUUAAUGAAAGAUGGCCAGAGUUUAAUCUUGAACCACGCAACCUUAGGCUUGGACUAGCUGCUGAUGGAAUUAACCCCUAUAAAAGUCUAAGCUCCACUUAUAGUUGUUGGCCAGUGAUGCUUGUUAUCUAUAAUUUACCACCUUGGUUGUGCAUGAGGGACGAAAAUACAUUUUUGUCAUUAUUGAUUCCAGGUCGUAAACAACCUGGAAACGAUAUUGAUAUUUAUUUGGAGCCUCUUAUUGAAGACUUAAACAAAUUGUGGAAUAAUGGAGUGCAUACUUAUGAUGCAUUCGACAAAAGCUUCUUCAAUUUGAAGGCAAUGUUGUUGUGGACAAUAAACGAUUUUCCUGCAUAUGGAAAUCUUGCUGGGUGUACAACCAAAGGCAAGACAGCUUGCCCGAUUUGUGGUAAUGAUACAUGUGCAACUAGGCUGAAACAUAGUAAAAAAAUUUCAUACCAAAAUACUAGGAGAUUUCUCCUGUUUGAUCAUCCAUAUCGGUCUAAGAAAGCAUGGUUCAAUGGAGCUACAGAAGAAAGAGGCCCCCCUAAAGUUUUGAGUGGCAGUGAAAUUGUUGAAGAACUAAAUCAAAUUACCAAAGAUUUUGGAAAAAAUAUGAAUCCCAAAAAAAGGAGUCGGGAUAAUAAGGUGGAAGGAAUGUGGAAGAAGAAAUCUAUAUUUUUCAAUCUACCAUAUUGGGAGGUUUUGUUAGUUCGUCAUAAUUUGGAUGUUAUGCAUAUAGAAAAAAAUGAUUUGGGUAUCAAGAAGGCCUUGCAUCCGGUGGAGAAAGAUGGGACUAUACGACUUCCAACAGCUACUUACACACUUUCUAGAUCAGAGAAGAAAAUGUUUUGCCAAAGGUUAUUUGAUUUAAAGUUACCUGAUGGUUAUAGCUCAAACAUUAGUAACUGUGUAGUAGUUGAGGAACGUAAGUUGAUGGGGCUUAAGUCUCAUGAUUUCCAUGUCUUAAUGCAACAAUUGCUGGUAGUGGCCAUUCGAGGAUUGAUGGAGGAUGGUCCAAGAGAGGCAAUUAUAAGACUUAGCAAAUUUUUUAAUGGAAUAUGCCAACAUGUGGUUGACGUAAAAGAAAUCAUAGAAUUGGAAGCAGAAGUAGUUGAAACAAUUUGUAUGUUUGAAAGAUAUUUUCCUCCUUCAUUCUUCGACCCUAUGGUACAUUUAGUUGUUCACCUUGGACGAGAAGUGUUAUUAUGUGGUCCUGUUCAAUUUCGAUGGAUGUAUCACUUUGAAAGAUAUAUGAAGUUACUUAAAGGGUAUGUGAUGCAACCUACACAUCCCGAGGCAUCUAUUGCUGAACGUUACAUUGCAGAUGAGUCAAUGCGCUUUUGUGCAUCAUUUUUUAAACAAUCUAAUGACGAAGGUUCCUUCAUUGGACGUAACGAAUAUAAUGAUAGUGAUGUGAUACUUGAAGGUCGUCCACUUCAUCGUGGUGUAACUGUUACACUAAAUGAUAAGGAUCUAGCUAGUGCACAUCGCUAUGUAUUAUUCAAUUUAGCUGUCACAGAGCAAUAUUUAGAGUGA
Messenger RNA from Humulus lupulus (European hop), 2505 nucleotides. RefSeq lists its product as uncharacterized. NCBI's taxonomy places the organism in Eukaryota, Viridiplantae, Streptophyta, Magnoliopsida, Rosales, Cannabaceae. The coding region runs from base 1 to 2505 and encodes 834 amino acids. The record is from RefSeq and is a predicted model, not a curated record. The transcript is spliced from 6 exons.